Messenger RNA from Solanum stenotomum, 1122 nucleotides. RefSeq names its product gibberellin 20 oxidase 1-like. Lineage: Eukaryota; Viridiplantae; Streptophyta; Magnoliopsida; Solanales; Solanaceae. Gene Ontology annotation, molecular function: gibberellin 20-oxidase activity. The transcript is spliced from 4 exons. Bases 1 to 1122 code for a protein of 373 amino acids. The record is from RefSeq and is a predicted model, not a curated record. Gene Ontology annotation, biological process: flower development; response to light stimulus; unidimensional cell growth.
AUGACCACUAAUAGUAUAAUCACAAAUGAAAAAUCACCUAUGCUUGGUGAGGAAAAACCAUUGAUUUUUGAUGCAUCCCAUAUGAAGAAUGAGUCCAACAUUCCCACACAAUAUAUAUGGCCAGAUGAUGAGAAACCAUGUGUUGUAGCACAAGAACUUCAUGUUCCCCUUAUUGACUUAAGGGGUUUCUUUUCUGGUGACCCUGCCGCGACCCAACAAGCAUCUAGGCUUGUUGGUGAAGCGUGUAGGAGUCAUGGUUUCUUUCUUGUAGUGAACCACAAAGUUGAUUCUAAUCUCAUCUCCAAAGCCCAUCGUUACAUGGACACGUUUUUUGACAUGCCUCUCUCUCAAAAGCAAAAAGCUCAGAGGAAAAUUGGUGAGCAUUGUGGCUAUGCUAGCAGCUUUACUGGAAGGUUUUCUUCAAAGCUGCCUUGGAAAGAGACACUCUCUUUACGAUACACUGCUAAAGAAAACUCAUCUCACAUAGUUGAAGAGUAUUUCCAAAGGACAUUGGGUGAAAGUUUCAACAAUCUCGGGAAUGUUUAUCAAGAGUAUUGCAAUUCCAUGAAUACACUUUCUCUUAGGAUCAUGGAACUCUUAGGGAUCAGCCUAGGUGUACAGAAGAGCCACUUUAAAGAGUUUUUUGAAGACAAUGAAUCCAUAAUGAGACUCAACUACUAUCCCCCGUGCUUGAAACCAGAGCUCACAUUAGGAACAGGGCCUCACUAUGAUCCAACAUCAUUAACCAUUCUCCAUCAGGAUUGUGUUAGCGGACUCCAGGUUUUUGUGGACAACGAAUGGUACUCCAUCCGUCCAAAUUUCAAUGCUUUUGUGGUUAACAUAGGCGACACAUUUAUGGCGCUAUCGAAUGGUAGAUACAAAAGUUGCUUGCAUAGGGCAGUUGUUAACAACACGACUCCUAGAAAAUCACUAGCUUUCUUUCUUUGUCCAGACAAAGAUAAGGUGGUGAGUCCACCAACUGAAUUGGUGGACUACAACAACCCUCGACUAUAUCCUGACUUCACAUGGCCUGCUCUCCUUGAGUUUACUCAAAAGCAUCAUAGAGCUGAGACAAACACUCUUCAAGCUUUCUCGAUGUGGCUUAAAGAAAAUAAUAUAUAA